AUGCCGCACCCGAUCGAGAUCACGUCCGUCGCCCAGUGGAACUCGACCCUGCGAGGUGCGACCGCCGCCGGCCAGACCGUCGUCGUCGACUGCUACGCCGUUUGGUGCGCCAUCGCGCCCGUCUUUGACAGGCUCGCCGCCCAGCUCGAGCACGUCCUCUUUGUGCGAGUCGACGUCGACAAGAUGGCCGCCAUUGCGCAAAAGUACAAGGUCAGCGCGAUGCCGACUUUCUUCGCCAUCAAGGCCGGCCAAGUCGUCGACACGCUCAAGGGCGCCGACCCGGCCGGCCUGACGCGCCUCGCGCGGGCGCACGCCGGCCCGAACCCGCCCGUGCCGCCUCUCAGCGCCGAGGCCGAGCAGCUCAAGGACGAGGGCAAUACGCUGUUCAAGGCGGGCGAGUACGUCCAGGCGAGGGAGGCGUUCGGCAAGGCGAUCGAGCUGGCGCCAACCUCUUUCAUCCUCCUCGGCAACCGCGCCCUGUCCUCGCUCAAGCUCUCACCGCCCGACUUUUCCUCGGCGCUCUCGGACGCCGAAGCGGCCGUCGCGCUCGCGCCGGCAUGGGCCAAGGGUCACGUGCGGCGAGGCGAGGCGCUCGAGGGUCUCGAGAGGACGGGCGAGGCGGUCAAGGCGUUCGAGGAGGCUGUCAGGACGGGGUCGGGGACCGUGCAGAGCGAGGCAAAGGCCAAGCUCGAGAAGGCCAAGGCCAAGUUGACGUAG
Messenger RNA from Rhodotorula graminis WP1, 717 nucleotides. RefSeq lists its product as uncharacterized. Bases 1 to 717 code for a protein of 238 amino acids. Gene Ontology annotation, molecular function: Hsp90 protein binding. Lineage: Eukaryota; Fungi; Basidiomycota; Microbotryomycetes; Sporidiobolales; Sporidiobolaceae. The record is from RefSeq and is a predicted model, not a curated record. The transcript is spliced from 6 exons.